AUGUGUAAAAUAGUAUUUUACGCUUUAGCACUUCUGCUCAUUUGCAAGACUCGGGCACAAAUAUGCGGCUGUGGUGGACCUCCACCUCCACAAGAAAUUCUGACGACCUCGCAAAUUAUUAGAUCGCCUACAACUAUUAUAGACAAUUCGGUGUCGAACGCCCUUGCUAACACUUUGCAAUUGCUCAUUGUUAGUGAUCUGAUAGCUUCAACUUUGAAUCCCCAUGCGACAGUAUCACCGUGUACAUUACCUACCGUAGGCCCAAUUUGCGAAGCAGUACCACCACCUAUGAUUUAUACUCCGACAGUAGACGUAUUUGCACCUAGGCCUGAAUUUAUUUCACCGCCGUGUGCUCCAAUAGUAGAUGUAAUACGUCCCCGUUGCUCAUGCAUGGAAUCUUUGCCUAAUUACUAUGGUGUCACCGAAGUAUUGCCUCCUGUUGCAAAUGUAGCUCCUUUGCCACCGUUAGGUUCAAACAUAUGUGGAAUGCAAGAAAUUUUAUCUCCGGUUCCAAAUUGUGCUCCUGUGUUUGGACCUCCGAUGUGCACACAAGAAAUUGUUGGGCCGUUGCAAAUAACAUCAUUAGUUCCGAAUUUUUGGAACGGUUUAGCAGAGUUGAUUGGUCCUGUCGGUAAUUUUGCGACAGUUAAUGAAUUAGUAUAUCCGCCAAGAUUUCCUGGACCUUGUAAUGUUGAAUAUAUUCCACCACAAAUGCCCUGUGGUAAUGUGAAUGUGGAACAUAUUCCAUACACUGGCAUUCAAGCUCAGAUCUGUGGCUAUGGUGGCCCAACAAUAGUAACAUCCUCCAUUUCUGGAUUACCACCCACAAAUCCUCCACAAAUAAUAUCAGCACAGGAAGUGUUAACUACGCCUUUAUUCGGAACAACAACCGUUGAUAAUUCCUUAUCAAACCAUCUUGCGAAGGUUCUGCAAUUAUUUGUCAUAAGUAAUUUGAUUGAAUCAAUUUUAAAAACGGUUGCAGGACUUUGCUCUGUGUCAUUUUCUAAUUCUGUUUGCGAACCAAUUAUUUCUCAACCAAUUAUCUCUCAGCCAUUUGCCUCUCAAUCAAUUGUGUACAAACCUACGAUAGACGUGAUUACUCCAGUAACAGAAUAUAUACAACCACCAUGCUCUCCAGUAAUUGAAUACAUACCGUCAUGUUCACCUGUCGUUGAUUAUACAUCUCCGUGUGGUCCAGUUUUUGACUGCGCAUCACAAUAUGGCCCGAUAAUUGAUUACACACCGUCAUAUGGAACAGUAUUUGAAGUUACACCAUCUUAUGGCCAACUCAUCGAGCCUCUGCCAAAUUUCUAUGGCGGUAUAACAGAAUAUACAUCGCCGUGUGGUCCAGUUUUUGACUGCGCGCCACAAUGUGGCCCGAUAAUUGAUUACACGCCAUCAUAUGGAACAGUCUUUGAAAUUACACCAUCUUGUGGCCAACUCAUCGAGCCUCAGCCAAAUUUCUACGGAGGUAUAACAGAAUAUACAUCGCCAUGUAGUAUAGUUUUUGACUGCGCGCCACAAUGUGGCCCAAUAAUUAAUUACACACCAUCAUGUGGAACUGUGUUUGAAUUAACACCUUCUUGUGGGCAAUUCAUCGAGCCUCUGCCAAAUUUCUAUGGCGGUAUAACAGAAUAUAUGUCGCCUGUGAAUAAUCUAGCAACAAUUCCUGCGGCAGUUUCGAACUGCUGCGGUGGCGUGAACGAAUUUAUAUCUUCUGUCACAAACGUUGGACCAAUGUAUACGCAGUCGUAUUCUUCUAAUAAUUUUGACGGAUUACAAGAAAGUAUUCCACCGAUUCAAAUGGCACCUCAAGUACCAAAAUGUUGUAAUUUUUUUCCGGAAAUUGUAAAUCCUGUUUGUAACACAGGCCUAUUUCCUACGGAGAUAAUAUUGCCUUCAGCUAUUCCAGCUCAUAUAAUAUGUAACAUUGAAAGCAUACCUAAUUCAUUGCCGCAAGUACGUAUGAACGUGGAACCAUUACCCUGUGGAUUCGGAUUCAAUCACUUCGUACCUAAUUCAUAUUUCCAUUGA
This is a messenger RNA of Parnassius apollo (apollo), 2034 nucleotides long. The record is from the annotation of a GenBank genome assembly. Lineage: Eukaryota; Metazoa; Arthropoda; Insecta; Lepidoptera; Papilionidae.